AUUUCUCAUAAGUGAGUAGUACUACUCACACAUACACACACAAACAUUUGCUGCAUUUCGCUUUCCCUUUCCAUGGCUUCCUCAUCAAAACUCAUCUCCAUCCUGUUCCUCUUUGCCCUCUCCUCCAUGCAAAUUCAUGCCAGGGAAUUAUUCAGCAAAAUCCCUGACACCAGAGAGCAAGAGCAUGAGACCUUCAUUCCCGAGACGACCCAAAAGACGACCCAAGAGCAAGAGCCAAGGUUUAUCCCUGAGACCCAAAAUGGCUAUGGCCUUUACGGGCACAAGUCAGGCCAGCUCCCUCCCAGCACCACCACCACCACUACCAAAGAAACCUAUGAACCCUAUGUUACCCCUGUCAAAUACCACCCUGAUGAACCCUACAACAGCAUUCCUGCAUCCAACAACAACAACAAUAACAAAAACACUUUCUAUUACAAGAAGAAUGCCUACGAGAGUACUGAGCAGCAAAACUUGGGCGAGGCCAGGUUCACAGAGAGAGAAUGGAGCACCAAAGAAAACCAGUACAACCACUACAACGGGAACAAUGGGUACAACAAUGGUGAGAAACAAGGCAUGAGCGACACUAGAUACUUGGAGAAUGGAAAGUACUACCAUGAUAUUAAGAACGAUAACAACUACUAUCCUAACCAGUUCGAGAACUCCAGGGGAUUUGCUUCAAGGAACGAGUUCAAUGAGAAUCGUUACAACAACAUGGGAAGGUACAACCAGAACCAAGAGGAGUUCGAAGAGAACGAGGAAGAGUUCGAGCCAUGAUCAGCUGUUGUACCCUACAGUUGUGUGAAGAACAUCAAAAUCAAGUAAAACAAGUAUUGAUUUUAAUUAGAUAUGUUAAGUAUGGUAAGUAAUUAGCAAAAAGAGUUAAGAUCAAGAUAAAUAUUUAUUAAUGUGUCUUGCGAUUACUUUGUGAUCUUCUAAUUUUCUGGUUUGCAUGCUAUCCUUUGGUUUGAAAUAUCAAAAAUUUGAGACUUAUGGUUUUUUUUUUUUUACUUAAUCAAAUAAUUUUAUUGAAUAAAAAAUGUAAGUAUAUU
Messenger RNA from Durio zibethinus, 1049 nucleotides. RefSeq names its product protein E6-like. Lineage: Eukaryota; Viridiplantae; Streptophyta; Magnoliopsida; Malvales; Malvaceae. The record is from RefSeq and is a predicted model, not a curated record.